Messenger RNA from Naegleria gruberi, 969 nucleotides. RefSeq lists its product as uncharacterized. The record is from RefSeq and is a predicted model, not a curated record. Bases 1 to 969 code for a protein of 322 amino acids. Gene Ontology annotation, molecular function: ATP binding; protein kinase activity. NCBI's taxonomy places the organism in Eukaryota, Heterolobosea, Eutetramitea, Acrasida, Naegleriidae. The transcript has 4 exons. Gene Ontology annotation, biological process: protein phosphorylation.
AUGGGUUUUCAGGAUUAUGAUAUUAUUGAAGAGCUAGGAUCUGGUUCCUACGGAAAAGUUUUCACUGUUCGGGAUCGAAGAACUGGAGAAAUUUGUGUUCAGAAAAUUGUUAGCCUAGAUGGAGUUGAUGAAAAGGAUAGAGAAGAAACAUUAAAUGAGGCUCGUUUAAUGAGCCAGUGUGAACAUUUCAAUAUCAUUAAAUAUUUGGACUCUUUCAUCGAGAAUAACUACCUAUGUAUUAUUAUGGAAUAUGCAUCUGGAGGGGAUCUGACAAAGAAAAUUAAAGCACAACAGGGAAAACCAUUCAAGGAAGAUUUAGUGUGGAACUUUUUGAUACAGAUAUCUCAAGGGUUGAAAUAUUUGCAUGACAAGAGAAUUUUGCACAGAGAUCUUAAACCUCAAAAUAUAUUUCUAGAUGCAGAGGAUAAUAUUAAAAUUGGAGAUAUGGGUUUAGGAAGAAUACUAGGACCUCAAUCCUCUUUCGCCUCAUCAAAUGUAGGAACACCUCUUUAUCAAAGCCCUGAGCUGUGUCAGGAAAAGCCUUACAAUCAUAAGAGUGACAUUUGGGCUUUUGGAUGUCUUUUAUAUGAGCUAGCAGCUUUUUCACCUCCAUUCUUAGCAACAAAUCAGAUAGCUCUAGCAAAGAAAAUUGUUGGUGAUAGACCAAACAGUCUUCCCAAAAUCUAUUCUAUGGAACUUCAAUUUUUAAUAUUUAAAAUGUUAGAAAAGGAGCCAAGUAAGAGACCAGAUAUAAACCAAAUAUUGAAUUAUUCGGCUGUAAAGUUGAGAAUUCAAAAGGCUAAGCUUAGACACAAGGAGUUAAAAUUGAAGGAGCAAUUUUUAACUUUGGAAAAACAAUUGAGAAUGGAUUAUGAGACAAAAAUUGAUAUGCUCGAAAGGAAACUCUCUGAUUACAGAUACCAGGAGGAGCAAGUGCAAAUGGAAAGAGAAAAUAUUGUACGUAAAUAA